Molecule: messenger RNA, 2997 nt
Organism: Peronospora farinosa
Lineage: Eukaryota; Oomycota; Peronosporomycetes; Peronosporales; Peronosporaceae
Source: the annotation of a GenBank genome assembly
AUGGAUGAAGAUGAUAUCGCUUCACGGCCUACGGGAAUGAUCCCGGACAUUUUACUGGAUGGAGACCGACUCAACAUGUUACUAGAUAUUGUGUGUGCUGACUAUAUUACAGCGUGUUAUGCUAGUCGUGAGAACGGCAAGCGGGUGGUCUUUAAGGCGCUGGAAAAACUCUACAUCUCGGUACACGCCGGAGCUCCUGUUACUGGUGCUGAUACACGCGUUCUGAGACCUGCACAAGAUCCAUUGUUUCAGGAACGAGCUCGUAUAUUCUACGAUGAGUUGACGGCGGAGUUUCGCGCUCGGAAACGAGCUGUAGAAGCUGCUACAGAUGUGAUGACACCUUCGGGAACGUCAUCGUCUAGAGGCCUUGAUGACAGCGUUGUAAGAGAAGUUAUGAAGCCCCAACUACUGCAGAUUGUAGAGGAAAUAUGUCGUGAACAUGACCGCCAGUUUUUUCUUGGUGGAGGCACGAUGUCGUCGACUCGAGGAACUUCAGCUCCAGUUACAGCAGCUGAUGCUGGAGCAAUAGGAGAGACAGAGGGAGAAUUACUGCCUCCUACCAAUGGAGAGAUCAGGAUGGAAGGAUGGCUACGCAAGAAGGGACAACAUGUCAAUUUGUGGAGAGAACGGUACUUUAUGAUUCGUUCGACGCCUAACGGCACGCACUUCUUGUGCUAUCUGAGAAAGAAAGGAGAUAAAGUGCCACGUGGAUGGUACAUACUGGGACCUGGCACGACGGUGGAUGAAGUAAGAGAGUCGCCGAGUAAAAUUGAGACCAAGAGGCUCUUUACAUUCAGGAUUCGUCAUUUGAGCCACGCCACGAAUGAUGAUGUGGAAGAAAUAGGGGUUGGAGCGGAGAUGACGCCCCGAACACCUCGUCUUGGAAAUGACCUCCAGUCGUCUCCGUUAAACUCGUCGGCCUCACCUUAUGAAAUAGAGCUUGACGCGAGGGCAAGCGUCAAGCGCGCCACGUCGCGGAAGUUCCGCAAUCGUGCGGCUGCAGCAGCGGCUGCGGCCACAGCCGCAACUGCUGUGGUGUUGACGGGUGGUCUGGCUGGUGUCGGUAUUGGUAUGAUGGGCAUGAGUAUGAGCGCAGCGGCUGCUGCUAGCGCUGGUGCAGCGGGCGCCAUGAUUGCCCAAAGCCGCAGCAAGGGCCCUAUCGCUCUUGCUGCUGAAUCUCUAGAGACUGCAGUGUGGUGGCGCAACAGCAUUCUUGAGUGUAUUGCGCAGGCUGAAGAACAGUGGAAGCGUUAUCUGAAUUGGUAUAUGGAUCAUGACCCUGACAUGGAGGAAGUUGGCGUCACCCCCUUACCUGAAAGCAGUUUGCAUAGCUCCACAGCGCCAGCCAACAGUGCUGCAAGAAGAGAGUCGGCAUCGUUGCAGGGAUAUGGAAAGGCUGGAUUAUCGUCACUUCAUCCAGAAAGCAGAUCGCAGUCGGGGUCGUUUGGGUCGAUGCCACGAUCCAUCGCAAAGAGCUUCCGGACAUCUGCUACAUUCUCGCAAGAGACAUCGUGGAAGCUGUACGAGUUCUCAAACAAACUAAGGGUUGAUACAGAACGUUCGAGCCAUCAAAGCAGCUUCGGCACGUCUGCACCCCCACCAGCUCUUCGCACGAGUCUGAAGGUGAACGCGUCGCCACGAAAGGUGUUCGAGAUACUCACAAAGAUGGACAGUCCGUUCUACACUUCUAACCAUGUUAUCGAGGAUGCGCGCGUACUGGAAGAGCAUACCGAGGAUCACAGUGACGUGGUCUAUUGGAAGCUCUUUUCAACGUCUCUGUGGCCAGUAUCCGUCAGCGCUCGCGAGCUGUGUCUGUUGCGCUACUGGCGCAUGGAGCCAGAUGGCUCCUAUUUCAUUUGCUUUCAGUCGACAACGCACACGGAUUGCCCUCGCAAUACGGAAGCAGUGCGUGCCAACGUGUUGGGCGGCGGUUUUAUCAUCUCACCUCGCAUACAAGAGAACGCUGAUAACCACUUUGACGAGUGCUGGGUGACGUUGACAAUUCAGAUGAAUCCAAAUGGAUGGAUUGACUGGAGGCUAGCGCGCUCAUGGUACUACGUCCAUGCCUAUGGCGUGUUCUUCUUGGAAAUGAUCACGGCCAUUACGGCCGCAGAAGGCAUGCAAACUUUGCGACCCGUGAUUGCCGCUUCAGACCGUCGUCGAACAAGUAUUGGCGGAAACCCACCUGUACCCAGCCAGCAGAUUGUUACCGAGAAGAAGUUCCCAAUGCUUGAAAGGUAUCGGACUGACCUUACUGUGUUGCACGGGUUGCCAACCAAGUUUUGGAGCGAGCCUAGCGCUGCAGGCUUUAUGGUGCGCGGCCCACAAUAUCUAACCUCCAAGACGAAGGUCCCAUCGGCACGGCAAGCUUGUCGUCUUGUGAACGUGGAGCUGUACAAGUCCAAUGAAGCCAUCGAGCACAUUGGGGUCUCUUCGUUUGUUGGGGAUGACUUUGAUGAGUUCGACUUGCUGAAUCCAGCAGUGGAAGACCGACCGUUUAUCUUCAUCAUUAACUUUAUGCUUCCUGGUCCGCCACACCAUUCGCUCGUGCUGUACUUCACACCAGAAGACCCAUCUGAGCUGAAAAAGAACUCGGUGUUUGCCGAUCUCUGCCAUGAUAUUCUACGCGGGCCCAACGACGAGUUGCGGACGCAGCGUCUCAAGCUGAUUCCACGCGUGGUGCAAGGGACGUGGCCAAUUCGCGAGGGUGUGGGCACUACGCCAGCCAUCUUAGGUACCAAGAUCUAUCAGAAGUACUACCAGGGCAAAACCUACUUGGAAGCCGACUACGACAUCGGUAGCAGCAUAGUAGCCACCGGUAUCCUGAAUAUGUUGCUAGGCUACUCACGUGACCUCAUCAUCGAUCUGGCGUUCGUGAUUGAAGCGCAAAACGCCAUGGAGCUACCUGAGCGUGUAUUGGGCACUGUGCGUUUGGACUGCAUGGACUUGCGCCAUGCUGUGCCAUAUCUGAAGAAAAUGGGCAAGGACAAGAAAUAA